This is a messenger RNA of Saimiri boliviensis boliviensis (Bolivian squirrel monkey), 2144 nucleotides long. RefSeq names its product cholecystokinin B receptor (gene CCKBR). NCBI's taxonomy places the organism in Eukaryota, Metazoa, Chordata, Mammalia, Primates, Cebidae. Gene Ontology annotation, molecular function: neuropeptide receptor activity; gastrin receptor activity. Gene Ontology annotation, cellular component: plasma membrane. Gene Ontology annotation, biological process: neuropeptide signaling pathway. The record is from RefSeq and is a predicted model, not a curated record.
GGUGGGACGCGAACCCGGGCGGGGCGCGCCGCGGGAGAGCGGAGGGCUGUGGCCUGGGCUGGGGGCGGGGACCGGGCGGGGCAGGGGGGCGGGGGAGGAGGGCGGCGGGAGUCUGAGCCGGAAUCGCAGCGUGAGCCGGUGGAGCCGCGGCGGGAGCCCGCCGGGCCGAGCUGAGUACGGCGGCGGGCUCGGCGGGGGCCAUGGAGCUGCUGAAGCUGAACCGGAGCGUGCAGGGCACCGGACCAGGGCCGGGGGCUUCCCUGUGCCGCCCAGGGGCGCCUCUCCUCAACAGCAGCAGUGCGGGAAACCUCAGCUGCGAGCCCCCUCGCAUUCGCGGAGCCGGGACAAGAGAAUUGGAGCUGGCCAUUAGAAUUACUCUUUAUGCAGUGAUCUUCCUGAUGAGUGUUGGAGGAAAUGUGCUCAUCAUCAUGGUCCUGGGACUGAGCCGACGCCUGAGAACGGUCACCAAUGCCUUCCUCCUCUCACUGGCAGUCAGCGACCUCCUGCUGGCUGUGGCUUGCAUGCCCUUCACCCUCCUGCCCAAUCUCAUGGGCACAUUCGUCUUUGGCACAUUCAUCUGCAAGGCGGUUUCCUACCUCAUGGGGGUGUCUGUGAGUGUGUCCACGCUAAGCCUCGUGGCCAUCGCGCUGGAGCGGUACAGCGCCAUCUGCCGACCACUGCAGGCGCGAGUGUGGCAGACGCGCUCCCAUGCGGCUCGGGUGAUCAUCGCCACGUGGCUGCUGUCCGGACUGCUCAUGGUGCCCUACCCAGUGUACACUAUCGUGCAACCAGUGGGGCCUCGUGUGCUGCAGUGCGUGCAUCGCUGGCCCAGUGCACGGGUGCGCCAGACCUGGUCCGUACUGCUGCUCCUGCUCUUAUUCUUCAUCCCGGGUGUAGUGAUGGCGGUGGCCUAUGGGCUUAUCUCCCGAGAGCUCUACUUAGGGCUUCGCUUUGACGGCGACAGUGACAGCGAGAGCCAAAGCAGGGUCCGAAGCCGAGGCGGGCUGCCGGGUAGGGCUGGACCAGGUGCUGUUCACCAGAACGGGCGUUGCCGGCCUGAGACUGGCGCGGGUGGCGAAGACAGCGAUGGCUGCUACGUGCAGCUUCCACGUUCUCGGCCUGCUCUGGAGCUCUCGGCGCUGGUGGCGCCCACUCCUGGGCCGGGACACGGCUCCCGGCCCAUCCAGGCCAAGCUUCUGGCUAAGAAGCGCGUGGUGCGAAUGUUGCUGGUGAUCGUCGUGCUUUUUUUUCUGUGUUGGUUGCCAGUUUAUAGCGCCAACACGUGGCGCGCCUUUGAUGGCCCAGGUGCACACCGAGCCCUGUCAGGUGCUCCCAUCUCCUUCAUUCACUUGCUGAGCUAUGCCUCGGCCUGUGUCAACCCCCUGGUCUACUGCUUCAUGCACCGUCGCUUUCGCCAGGCCUGCCUGGAAACCUGUGCUCGCUUCUGCCCCCGGCCUCCACGGGCUCGCCCCAGGCCUCUUCCCGAUGAUGACCCUCCCACUCCCUCCAUUGCUUCGCUGUCCAGGCUGAGCUACACCACCAUCAGCACACUGGGGCCUGGCUGAGGAGUGGGGGGGCUGUGGGGGCUGAGGCAGGGAAAAUGACACUCACUGUCCCUUUCCAGACACUCAAAACACAAACCGCAACUGACACAGGAGACCGACACCCAAUAGCAUGGCCUAACCACAAGCACAGGAAAAGGCAGCUUACCUGACACAAGAGAAACAAGAAUGGAGCCCUACUCAGAAAAGGAGGCACGUCUCUGAUAUGGGACUGAGCCUGCCCCAUAGAAACAUGGCACUCGCCUUAGACAGACACAGCGUCCCUAGCGGUAAACUGUUUCUACACAGUGGGAACUCUGGCAAGGGCUGACCUGCCUCUCACACACAUAGAUUAAUGGCACUGAUCGUUUUAGGGAGUGUGGAGCCUGGCACAGGACUGACUUUGGGAUGCUCCCAGUUUGACCUCACAAUCCCCUUUCUCUAUCAGCACCGAAAGAACCAUCAGGCCUAAUCUCAUACCUCUGACCAACAGGCUGUUCUGCACUGAAAAGGCUCUUCGCCCCUUUCCAGUUAAGGAUGGUAGCCCUGCCCUCUCCUUCCUUACCCAGACUCUUCAAGAAAUAAUAAAUUAUUUGACUGCCU